This is a messenger RNA of Chenopodium quinoa (quinoa), 1840 nucleotides long. RefSeq lists its product as uncharacterized. The record is from RefSeq and is a predicted model, not a curated record. The transcript is spliced from 5 exons. Lineage: Eukaryota; Viridiplantae; Streptophyta; Magnoliopsida; Caryophyllales; Amaranthaceae. Bases 970 to 1581 code for a protein of 203 amino acids.
AAAAUGUUAAAAGUAAAGGUGCAGCCCAGCGGUAUUUUUACCUCACAUUGCAUAUGAAAUUAUGGGUUCAAAUCCCAUAACUCACAGUCACACUUUAAUUUUUUUUCUUUCUGGUUUCUACAUUACUGUUUAUCACGAACAGUUUUCCACUUUUCCCCCAAAUUCUAAAACCCUAACUCCCUUAAACUCCUAAUCCCCUAAAUCUCGCCAAUCGCCAGCCGCCGCCGCCCGUCGGCCACCUUUAGUCCGUGACUCCGUGAUGCAUUCCGCCUUUAGUCGUCCUUCACCGGCCAUCUUCGUUCAAUCAAUCAGUCCGUGACACUUCAGUCCUUCACCAUACCGCAAUCGCAUACGGCACUUCGAUCAAUCGGCUCACGGCAGCACGACCUCUACCAGUCGACCUGGUGUCUGUAUGGUGGAUGCUAAAAAGACGCCUGCCCAAGUCUGCGGCCCAGAUCUGGAAGGAUCAGCUUGAGAAGAAGAGGGCCCAACUGGCGGCUAAGAAUGCCAGGGAGGGGAGCAUACACGUUCCACGAUUCAUCUCCAAAAUGCUCAAGCGAAAUGCUGAUGAGCUUGGCAAAACCCCUUCCAAAGUGAGGAAGGUAAAUCCAACUCAGACGGCUUCAUCCCUGCCGCCUGUACAAAACAGACCAACAACCGGAAGCAAAAGUCCGGAAGGUCUGAAAGUGCUCAGUCAUCUGGCAGGCAACAAGACGGACGUCCCUAGGACGUCGAAGAGUGGCAAGCCACUCGGUGCUGCAGCCGGUUCUAUAACAACUAUGGGUGAAAUCGAACUCCCAUGACCGCUUGAGCAUAUGCAAGUCAAAUCUCAAGCUACCCAAUCGGGAGAUUCGUCAGGCAGGCAGCCGGCACAAUAUAGGUGCCACUUAUGCUGCUUUCUCACCACAUCCUUCUUCUGGUGCAGAUCUCUCUCAAAGGUGGCUUGACCUCUAGCAGUACUCCAAACGAAUGUUGAGGACCCUCACCCGAUCCGAGAAAGACCAAGUUCUCGAGCUGCAACAGGUUAACUUUGACCGCAUCCUCGCCUUGCUGGCUGAGGCGAUGCUGAGGGUGGAUGGGCUCAAAGUCCUGUUUAGAAAGAAGCAGGAGGAACUGAUUAAGGAGCUCACGGCUGCUGUUAAAACGACUAAUAACAAGGUGUCUGAUCUUGAACUUGAGCUCAAGAAUGCCAAGUCAAACCUCAAGGCAUUGGAGGAGGCAUUAGAGGGGGAUGAACAAGAGAAUACCAAGCUUAGGGAAGACAUCAGCCGGCUCCAAGUUGAGAUGGUGCAGAUGCAAAGUGACUACAAGGCUGAGCUUGCAAAGGAGCAAGAUCGGCUGGUCCCGGAGAAUGAGAGAGAUUGCGAGGAGCGCAUGAAAAUGGCAUGGCAGCUCAUUCAUCCGAACACCGACUGGGAGUUCUUCAACUUGAGAUAUCAGUAUGCCACUGAGGUGUACGAUGCCCAGACCCUAGGUCUGGCGGCGCCGACUCCGUUCAAGGAGUGGGCUGGCAUCGUCUCUGAUGAAGAGGAAGAGGAUCUGCAGGAUGAACAGGCCUCGGUUGCCUCUAACCAUGUUUAACAAGGUGAAACUGAAGGCGAGCUCCCCUCCGGCCAAGACCGGCCGGUGCCCCCGCAGCAGCAGAGUCAGAAGGAUUAGAUUUUUCUCUCGGCCAAGAGCCGUUUGUAUUUCCGGCAUGUGAGCCGAGUAUUUGUAUGUAAUUUCAACAACCUUUAUUUCUCGGAUGUGGAUCCAGUUUAACAAUCACUCUCCCGGCCUUUUGGUCGUACUUUAUUUUAUGAAAUUGCCGACUGAGUCGGUUUUGUUGAUUUUGCUUCAA